GGCUUUCAACUUGAUUUGGAAGGUAGGUUCCUUGCACUAGGUAGUGAAGUGAGUGGUGCGAACCUACAUCUGCUCCUCUCUCUUCUUGAUCUGAUCUUGUGACCAGUAGACUGCCUCUCCACUUUCUUCACAUUGAGAUGAAGUCGAUCUGGUUUCUAGUGUGUCCUGGUGUCUGGUGAAAUCCAUGUCGUUGCCUUGUGAAUAUCCUUGUGUUCGUACACACUGCCUGACUCCAAUCACCAAAUCGUUGAAUGCACAGAAGUCUGUAAACAGUUCUCCAUUCUCGUUCAUCAUUUCACCGUGUGCCUCUCGACCCAUGAUGAGUUCUCUUCCUGUGUUGUCCCCCCCUCCCAGUUUGGCAUUCAUCUCACCCCACCCACUAGAAUUUUGAUGUCGCCAUCUGGGGUGGGGUCUUGUCUAUUACUGAUUGCAGUUGUCUGUAG
Heterobilharzia americana is the source of this 443-nucleotide messenger RNA. The record is from the annotation of a GenBank genome assembly. NCBI's taxonomy places the organism in Eukaryota, Metazoa, Platyhelminthes, Trematoda, Strigeidida, Schistosomatidae.